Molecule: messenger RNA, 1047 nt
Organism: Camelina sativa (false flax)
Lineage: Eukaryota; Viridiplantae; Streptophyta; Magnoliopsida; Brassicales; Brassicaceae
Source: RefSeq, a predicted model, not a curated record
AUGUCGCCGAGAAAGCUUCCAUUAGAUCUGGAAGAAGAGAUACUCGUUCGAGUUCCACCUCGAUCUCUCAUUCGUUUCAGAUCCGUUUGCAAAGUAUGGAAUACUCUUUUCAACGAUAAGAUAUUCGCCAACAGAAACUUUGCUUUCGGUCGUCCAGAAAUCUUGUUAAAGACACAUACCCAUAUGUAUUCGAUAAGCGUUGAUCUCAACAACGACGACCUAACUAUCAAAGUGACUGAUGUACGCUUUGUUGCGUUACGCGAUCGUCGUCGUUAUGAUCUCGUGGGGACCUGCGAUGGUUACUUCUUCUUGUAUAACUCUGAUCAUAAAGGCGUAAACGUGAACGUGGUUUCGAAUCCAUGGUUGAGAGAGACCAAAUGGAUUACCCCGGGUGGGACUCCACAUGGCAAGAGCUUGGGUUACGAUGGUAGUAGCCCCGAAAAGAGUUUCAAGAUUUUUGGGAUGAUGAAUACUCGUCAAAAUAUUUAUCAAAUUACUAGGAAAGUUGCAUUCUUCGAAUUCGCAACCAAUGCGUGGAACGUUACUCAUUGUACCACUCCACGUUUUCUCGAAGAAGAGAUACUAGUAGAUGAAUAUCACUGUAGGGUCUCCCUAAAUGGAAAUUUGUACUGGACAGCUUAUCCUUAUCAAGAAACUGGUCAUCAGUAUUUCAUCCGAAUGUUCGAUUUUUCGAAAGAAGUAGCAAAGACCUUUUGUAUUCUACCGUUUAAGGGGAAACAUAGUUCUUCCCAUACUCGUGGCCUUGCGAUUUACAAGGGAGAUAGGAUUUCAGUGAUACAACAAUGCACAAGAAGCAGAGAGGUUAAGAUUUGGGUGACAGAGAAGAGGAUUGGCAAUGGGGAUGAUGGAGAGGACGUGGUGUGGAUUAAGUUCAUGACUAUCUCAAUACCUCAUUUCCCCAUGGUUUGCAACAAUAGCUCUUCAAGUUACUUCGUCGAUGAUACUGUCUUUGGAAAGACCUUCGUUACGUGUUUUCUUGGCAAGAAACCUAAACAAGCUUGGGUCUAUAUUGUGCAAAAAGAUUAA